CUUAUUGGUGGCUUUUGAGGGCCAAGCUUAAGGCUAUGCAAAAGAGCCCAUGGCUUGGCAAUAUCAUUUGAGUAUUCUUCUUGUUGUUGUUCUUGUUUUCUCUCAUGGUGCUUCCUCUCAGAUGAUUGUUGACACUCUACCUGGCUAUCCUGGGAAGCUUCCUUUCAAAAUGGAAACUGGAUAUAUUGGGGUAGGGGAAAUGGAGGAUGUGCAGCUAUUCUAUUACUUCUUUGAAUCUGAGAGGGAUCCUGUUUUUGAUCCUCUUGUGCUCUGGCUCACUGGAGGUCCAGGUUGCUCUGGUUUCUCUGCAAUUGCCUUUGAGAAUGGUCCAUUAGCCAUUGCUUGGGAUUCAUACAGUGGGGGCUUGCCUUGUCUAAAGUAUAAUCCAUACACUUGGACAAAGAUUGCUAGCAUCAUAUUCAUAGAUGCACCAGUUGGAACUGGAUUUUCCUAUGCAACAACUACAGAAGCCUGGAAUACCUCGGACACACUGUCAGCAUCACAGACCUAUAAUUUCCUAAGAAAGUGGCUAGUGAAUCAUUCCAAGUUUCUUGGAAACCAAGUGUACAUUGGUGGAGAUUCAUAUUCAGGCAUUACUGUUCCACUAGUAGUGCAAAAUAUACUCCAGGGAAUUGGAAGUGGGUUGAAGCCAAGUAUUGAUCUCCAAGGCUACUUGCUUGGCAAUCCAGUGACUGAUUAUUACAUUGAUGAUAAUUCCAGGAUAUCAUUUAUUCAUAGAGUAUCACUUAUAUCAGAUGAAUAUUAUGAGAAUGCCAAAUUGUUUUGCAAAGGUGACUACUUGAAUGUAAACUCCAGCAACACAUUAUGUAUCACAGCCCUUCAAAAUAUCAAACAGUGCAUAUUACAAAUUAAACUUACACAAAUUUUAGAACCUCAAUGUGCCUUCUCAUCCAAGAAAUCGGAUGAGCUAGAAUGGGAUGUUAGAUCUCAGGAAGCAAAUGUUAUUGAUUUUCUCCAAGCUGAUAAACUUCCUGAACUGCGCUGCCGGGAAUUUGGUUAUGCACUCUCAUACAAAUACAUGAACAAUGAAACGGUUCAAAGCGCUCUUAGUGUUCGACAGGGAACAGUGAAAACUUGGAACAGGUGCGUCAAAACAUUUCCUACAUACACAGAAAAUGUUGAGAGCAGUGUUUAUAUUCAUAAAAAUCUCUCCAAGACAGGUCUCAGAGCUCUGAUAUAUAGUGGAGACCAUGACAUUUCUGUUCCUUAUGUGGGUACACAAGAAUGGAUCAAAUCCCUUGAAAUAGCUGUUUUUGAUGAGUGGCGACCUUGGUAUGUUGAUGGUCAAAUUGCAGGAUACCAAACCAAAUUCAUGAAUGAACACUUCCGAUUGACAUAUUUAACUGUAAAGGGAGGGGGCCACACAGCUCCAGAGUACAAACCCAGAGAAUGUCAAGCCAUGGUUGAUAGGUGGUUUGCUCGUUAUCCAAUCUGAAGAUAUCUAUAAUUAGCAAAAU
This is a messenger RNA of Manihot esculenta (cassava), 1478 nucleotides long. Its product is annotated as serine carboxypeptidase-like 2. Gene Ontology annotation, biological process: secondary metabolic process; proteolysis. The transcript has 14 exons. Bases 50 to 1456 code for a protein of 468 amino acids. Gene Ontology annotation, molecular function: serine-type carboxypeptidase activity; acyltransferase activity, transferring groups other than amino-acyl groups. Lineage: Eukaryota; Viridiplantae; Streptophyta; Magnoliopsida; Malpighiales; Euphorbiaceae. The record is from RefSeq and is a predicted model, not a curated record.